UAUUCUGCAAUUUUUAUAAAACUUGGAUAAUAUCAAAAUUUUUGUAUUCAAUUAUUUGAACAUAAUUACUGUUAAAAAUGCCGUGUGAUGGACAAAAUCCAAAUUGUGACAGAAGACGGGAAUUAUUAGCUCAGUUAAAAUGUUUGAUUAAUUCUAUGGAAAAAAAGAAAGCAUGUGAAUGGGAUGAGCCACCUUGUCCACCUCCUGUUAUUUGUUCUGCACUUUGCACAUCUAAUAUUUCUGAUUGCAUUCCAAUUAAAUCAUGUAAAAGUUAUGAGUUUCGAGGAAGCAUUAUAUAUAGAUGUGAAUGUAUCAAAAGAAAUGGUCUACAAGACAGAUGUAUGGUAUGGGAUUGUAUGGGUAGACCAGAAUGUAUGACAAAAUUAUACCCUGUUUGUAUGCCUGGCCGCAAUGCCUUGCUGAAAUUAACAGAUUUAGGAGAUAUGGAAAUUGCUUUAAGAAAAUUUUAUUGUGCUGAUCAAGCAAGAGAAGCUGCAUUAGCUGCAUAUUGUAGAUUGGCGUGUAAUAAUACUGCAGAAGGAUUUUAUUCUUCAACUAAGAAGCCAAUAUGUUUAAACAAUAUGAUUUGUAAACCUUCAUGUGUCGAACUACCAUUCUGUUUACCCUCUAUUACUCCUUGUACACCGGCUUCUGUUUACAAUAUUUGUGUUCCAUGUCCACCAGCAUGUCCAUCACCAUGUCCACCAUCAUGUCUACCAAUAUGUUCACCACCAUGUCCACCAUCAUGUCUACCAAUAUGUUCACCACCAUGUCCACCACCAUGUCCACCACCGUGUCCACCAUCAUGUCCACCAAUAUGUUCACCACCGUGUCCACCACCGUAUCCACCACCGUGUCCACCAUCAUAUCCAUGUUCAUCACUAUCAUUGUUCACUUGUUUAGCACCAUGUCCACCACCAUUAUGUUCGUCAUUUUAUCCACCAUGUCCACCACCAUUAUGUUUAUCAAAGUGUCCACCAUAUCUACCAAUAUGCCCAUUAUCAUGUUAACUAAAAUGUGUAUUCUAUUUUCUAUUUUGUGUAAUAAGUUGUUUAUGACAGUAUUUAUCUGUUAUUUUAUAUGUUCGUAACAUAUAAAUUCUU
This is a messenger RNA of Frieseomelitta varia, 1103 nucleotides long. RefSeq names its product keratin-associated protein 10-4-like. The record is from RefSeq and is a predicted model, not a curated record. Lineage: Eukaryota; Metazoa; Arthropoda; Insecta; Hymenoptera; Apidae.